CAGGACUUUAACCCUUUAAAUGUCCAUUUAAUGAUCUGAAAUAUUACUGAUUUAUUUCAAAAAACACCAAAAAUUCAUUGGUUCUUUUAAAUAAACAGUAGGGGGUGGGGCUUUGGUGGUUACAAGUGAGCGGUGCAGGUGCAGACGUUAAUAUAGACGUGAGUUCAACUAGAGAACCAUAAAUAAUAGACAGUACAUAAACGGACCUGACAUCAGCUUCUGCUGCGUCCAUUAAACUGACUGAUGCUUCAUGUCAUCAACACUAACGUGGACAUUUGAACAAACGCAGAUCUGCAUCUUCUAGUUUUGAACCCGAUUCUGAGGACGCCUUCAUUGGAGUAAACAUCUGGACUAUAUGUUGGACUUUAACCCGGGCUUUAAGUCCUGAUGGAGGUUUGUUCUUCUGUGGUGGAAGUUCUACUUCUUGAAUGUCUCGUGACCAAAUAAGGAGAAGUUUUACAUUUUGUCAGAUGUUCUGACUGUGAACUUGAACUUUGAAAUCCAGGUGAUUGUGACAUCGUCCACACCCGUUGAUUCGUCUGCAGAUUAGUCACAUUGAAGACGGAACACUGGAACCCAAAGGGAAGUGGUUUUCUAAAGAACGCCCUGAACGCCCUGAAGCUGGACCACAAAGCCCCGCCCACCAACCUCUGGUCUUUAAUAGGAGAACAUGGGACAUCAGAUCUUCAGUGUCUCUGCAGUGGAAACUAAACAUCAUCAUGGGCAACUGCGAGACAUCCCAAUUCACCGCCAUUUACGGAGGAAAUACAAUCUACGGUCAUGGAAACAUUGCCAUCGUCAACUACAACACGACCAUCAACCUUCGUUUGAGGAGAUCCGCCGGCUUCUGUCCUCCAUCCAAUGAGGAGUUCUCGGUGCAGACCCUGGACACCUGUCUGCUUGACUACCUGUCCACCGUGCGCUCCCUGGAGGACGCCAACGCCGAGCUGGAGCUGAAGAUCAGGCAGUGGGUGGAGAGCAGUGGAGACUCCGCCUCCAGAGACUACACCACCUGCUUCCAAACCAUCUCCAUCAUCAGGUCCAAGAUCCAGACCGCCGUCCAGGUGUACGGAUCCAUGGGUGACGCCCAGACGGCUGAUGAACCCCUCAAGAACAAGAGUGAGAAGGAGCUGGCGGCGCUGCAGUCGCUGGAGGCCGACGUCGCCGAACUGAAGAUGAUCCUGGACCAGCUGACACAGACCAGAUCCGACAUGAAGACGCAGAUCCAGGGUCUGGAGGAGGAGCUGAAGAUCCUCAAGAAGAACAACCAGGAGGUGGACCUCACCAAGGCCAUGGCCCAGAACGCACAACUCCACGACACCAUCUACUCCAAAAACCAGAAGGACCUGGAGGCCUACCAGGCCAAGACCCAGGUUCUGAAGAACAAGGUGGUGGUCGGCAUCCGGACCCUGCAGAUGUCCGGGUCUGAAGUCACCCAGGUCCAGUCUACUCUGCAGUCUCUGGAGACCCAACUGCAGUCCACGUUGGACACGGAAGUGUUGGAGGGAACUCUGGCUGAAACCCUGAGCCAGUACGGGGGGCAGCUCAGCGGAUACCUGACCCAGGUGACCAUUCUGGAGGAGCAGCUGGUCCAGCUCAGGUUGGACCUGGAUCUUCAGGACUAUGAGUACAAGAAGCUGCUGGACACCAACAUCCAUCUGGAGUCGGAGGUCGCUGAGUACAAAAGGCUUCAGGGCUGAAACAGCGUCUGCAGCUCCACAAAGACCCAGGAGGAGGUGGUCUGUGGGUAGGUGGUCUCCUCCACUGCCUCCACGCCCACUACCGGCACCGACAGCCAAUCAGCGGUGGCAUCUGAG
This is a messenger RNA of Sphaeramia orbicularis (orbiculate cardinalfish), 1817 nucleotides long. Its product is annotated as keratin, type I cytoskeletal 13-like. The record is from RefSeq and is a predicted model, not a curated record. The coding region runs from base 720 to 1700 and encodes 326 amino acids. Gene Ontology annotation, cellular component: cytoskeleton. Gene Ontology annotation, molecular function: structural molecule activity. The transcript has 8 exons. Lineage: Eukaryota; Metazoa; Chordata; Actinopteri; Kurtiformes; Apogonidae.